Messenger RNA from Xiphophorus maculatus (southern platyfish), 4846 nucleotides. RefSeq names its product transmembrane protein 117 (gene tmem117). The record is from RefSeq and is a predicted model, not a curated record. Gene Ontology annotation, biological process: intrinsic apoptotic signaling pathway in response to endoplasmic reticulum stress. The transcript has 8 exons. Lineage: Eukaryota; Metazoa; Chordata; Actinopteri; Cyprinodontiformes; Poeciliidae. The coding region runs from base 404 to 1966 and encodes 520 amino acids.
UCUGGUGGAUAACAUUGCGUGGAAAAUAAUGUUAAGUCCGCUGUAUGGAGCCGACCUCCUCCAUCCACGCUCCGGCGGCGCCACCGCCAGCUUCCCGCCGAGUGCCCGCUAAAGAGCUCCUUCGGGCGGGGGAUGUUCUGCGGAGUCUCCGCCCGGCGUGUUCACGGGCCGGGGGGGCACCAUGGCUUGAGGAUUUGGGGGAGACUCCACCGCACGCUGCUGACAACAGGUCACAUGGAUAAUCCCUCUCCAAACCAAACCCACCGUAUCAUCCCGUGUUUUGGGUGAUUAGAGCGCCGCUGUCGGCUUGAUGCGGGAGGUGGGCAGCUCGUCCUGGCUGUCGACUGAGAGGAGAACGGCGUGGAGGUGCAGGUGUUUGUGCGGCUGAGGGGGCUUCAGCAGGAUGGAAAUAGAUGCCUGUUUUCGCUACUACUUCCAGCACCCGUGGUCGCGUCUCAUCGUGGCCUACCUCGUCACCUUCUUCAACUUCCUCAUCUUCGCCGAGGACCCCAUCUCCCACAGCCAGACGCAAGCUCACAUUAUUGUGGUGGGCAACUGCUUCUCCUUCCUGUUCAACAAGUACCCGGGCCUUGGGUGGAACAUCCUGAAAGUAAUGUGCUGGAUCCUGGCCAUUAUCACCGGCCUGUUAGCCGGGAAGUUUAUAUUCCACCGCCAGCUCUUUGGUCGAUACCUGCGCCUGAAAAUGUUCCGCGAGGAUCAUGGCUCCUGGAUGACCAUGUUCUUCAGCACCAUCCUCUUCCUCUUCAUCUUCUCACACAUCUACAACCUCUUCCUGCUGAUGGCUGGAAGCAUGGGGCCUCACAUGGUUACAGAAUAUAUGGGCAUCAGGAAUGAGAGCUUUAUGAAGAUUGCUGCAGUGGGGACGUGGAUGGGAGAUUUUGUGACAGCCUGGAUGGUGACAGAUAUGAUGCUUCAGGAUCAACACUACCCAGACUGGGGCAAAGCUGCAAGAAGGUUCUGGAAACGAGGCAACAAUCGAAUCGUCCUCUUCUGGACGGUGCUCAUCUCUUUGACCUCGGUGGUGGUCCUGGUCAUCAGCACCGACUGGAUCAGCUGGGACAACCUCAACCGCGGCUUCCUGCCCAGCGACGAGAUCUCCAGAGCCUUCCUUGCCUCCUUCAUCUUGGUCUUUGACCUUCUCAUUGUUAUGCAGGACUGGGAGUUUCCUCACUUCAUGGGUGACCUAGAUAUGAAUUUACCUGGCAUGUCAACAACACAUGUGAAGGUCAAGCUUCCUGUCUGCAAGCGCAUCUUUAAGGAGGAGUACCACAUUCACAUCACAGGUAAGUGGUUCAACUAUGGUAUCAUCUUCCUUGUGCUUAUAUUGGACUUAAACAUGUGGAAGAACCAGAUUUUCUACAAGCCCUACGAGUAUGGUCAGUACGUUGGGCCAGGGGAAAAGAUCUACACGGUGGAAGAGCCAGAAACGCUCAGAGACUUCAACCACAGCACGCUCACCUACGAGUGGCGCUCCACCAACAUCAACCCGAGCACCAACAAGACGUACGUGGAGCGGGACAUGUUCCUCCACAGCCGUUACAUCGGGGCCAGCUUGGACAUCAAGUGCCUGGCCUUCAUCCCGAGCCUGGCGGCGUUUGUCCUCUUCGGUUUCUUCGUCUGGCUGUUUGGACGCUUUCAGGAGAGCGAGACGUUCACAGAAAACCAAGACAAGGCGUACGAGAGGAUAAAGAGGAAAUCGCCUUCGGAGUACAGCAAGGAGAUGGGAGCGACCCCGGAGGACACGCACCUGACCAUGAGCGAUAGCCUGAAGCGGUCGGGAACGCCGAUGCUCCUGUCGGUGGAUGGGCCGCACUUCGGAGCAACGCCUUCUACGAACUCGACCAUAUCGAUGGACACCCAGGAGACGCACCCGAGCAUUGUGAUAGACAACGCGGCGCAAGACGAGCCCGUUGUAUCGUUUGACGUCCGCAGACUCUCACCGUGAACGCAUAAACUUUCUGACUGUUCCAAAGCAGAAAGAAUUUACCGAGACUUCAGAUUGUUACAGGUUUUCUUACCUGCUAAACUUUAUCACACACACCCACACACACAAACGUUACAUAAGCAAAGCUGUGUGACGUUCAUUGGGGUUUUAUGUGAUAGACCAAUAAAACAUAGUGUAAAGAUGAGGACUAAAACAGGGUUUUAAGAAUCUUUUUCAAACAAUCAUUUGGGAAUUGAUGCCUGCAUUUGCAUUUAGCCCCUCUGCGUCAAUAUUUUAUAUAAAAUUCUUUUUCCUUUUCAUUAUAACUUGAGCCUAAUCAGAUAAUACGGAGAGUGUCUGUGAACAUCAACUUUCACGUCUUACCACUGAUUCUCAAUUGGAUUUAAGCUUGGACUUUGACUAGGUCGCUAUGACACAUGAAUAUGCUUUGAUCCGAACCAUUCAGAUGUAGACCAGUCUGUAUGGUUUGGGUUGUUAUGUAGCAUUUUGUACGUGGUCCAAAAAUGGAGUUUUGAUCUUAAAUGAUCAGAAUAGCUUCUUCUUUCACAUUUGCUUAGUCUCCUACUGUAAACAAAACUCUUUAUUACUUUAUUUCAACAGUGAAAUGAACUCUCUCCAGAAUUUACGACUAUUGCCAUCGUAUCAUCACUCUCACUUGACCUUUGAGCCUCUCCUGGCUGCUUCUCUCCUUACUAGACCUGUCCUGUUUAGGUGGACAUUUCUAGGUAAUUUGUGGCAUAAUUUUGGUCUUACUGAUGGUAGUUGUUUAUUAAUUAACUCUAGCUGAUUUUUUAUUGUAUCAGAAUAAAGGGGCUGAAUAUAAAUGCAAAAACUUUUAUUUGCAAAAAAAAAAAAAAAUCCUACGUUUUUCCCUUAAUAGUUAUACUUUACUUUGUUUUGGUCUUCAUAUAAAAUCCAAUUAGGAUACAUACAAAUUUGUGUAAAAAUGUAAAAAGAUAUAUAUAUACAAGUCAAAGAAUGCUUCUGCUAGGCAGCAUGCAGAGUACAAGUGCUUGGGUAAGUGACAUUAAGAGAGCAGGUUCUGUUCUGUUUUGAUAUAUUUUUCUAAGAUAUCCUCUGAAAAAGCCUCCAUAUUGGCACCGGUUCUGAUGCAACUAGCCUAAUAUGAAGCAGAUCUUUUUAAAACAGACGGCAAACCUUUAAUUGACACGGUGCUGGCUUGGAUUUUCAUAAUUUACCUUAGUCAUGGUUAAACUAAUGGGUGCCUAUAUCUGAGGAGUGUUUCUGCUUCUGUAAUUCAGAGCCGGAGCAGUAUUACAGCUACAAUCGUGCCUUGAUAUUUCAUAUGUUUAUAUACUAACAGCCUACUGCUACAGAAGAUGUCCUAAUUAUGGUCGGCUUGACUGAUCCCUGCUGUAUAUCCUCAUAUCAAACCAACAAUUGUUACCUCAUUUGGUCCUCAGCUUGUGCCGUUUUUUAAUUUAUUCUCUUAUGUUGCUUUUAAUCCGUUUCAAACGUAUGUCUCUUGUCGAAAUGGCGCGAUUAUCAGCAUCAAUCUACGUUGAUGACCUUUUCAUAUCCCCUCACUCGAUAUUAGGCUCGAAGAAAAUAAAUGCAAUCAGCAGAGAUGAAAUAGCAAAGCAACAAGCCGCUCGAUGAUUGCAAAUGCGGCUCCUGCUCCUUUCUCUGAAUAUCAACCGAGUCGGGAGGUUGGUUUUGCCCUUGGCAUAAACAUGCUAUUGAAGUGGAGGGGUAUCUCUCUUUUUUUUCUUCUUCUUCUUCUUCUUCUUCUUUCUUUAAAGCUCAGGGCUUCUUUAUGUCUAAAUAAUCUUUGAAGGUUUUGGAAGCAGGUUUUUGCAGGUAUAUAUUUUUGAAUAUUAUUCAGUUGGCACAUCAUUCUGCUGCUCUGAACUCAUUCUGUAGCCGCAGUAUUUAUCUUCAUAGUCGCUUUAAAGGAGUCUUUUUCAGAAUUUUCAUCUCCUACAUUAUUUCUUUGUAAUGUAGAUCUGUGGGAGUUGGUCCAAAAAUGUGCCCUUAGACAUUUUUUUUCUUUAAAGUGCAAAUAUGAAUUAAAUUAUUAAUGAGUUACAGAUAUAUAUAUAUAUUUUUUUUGCAUGUGUGUUAAAACAUUUCAGCAAGUACUUUGAGACCAAAGAUUCCAGAUAAUCCGCUGUUUUAACCCUGCGAGAGAUGUACUUGAUUCUCUUGGAAAGAAAAGGCCAAAUACACACAAUGGCUUAAAGCCCUGCUUAAAAUGUGUUUAAUCAAGCAAACAAACAAACAAACAAAAAAGUAAUAAAAACUUGUGUUUUUGCUAAACACACCCAAAUAAUAAAAAAAACAGCCAAUGAUUUAGUUUUAUUAGGUAAAUAGUGGUUUAAAAGUAUUACGUUAACUGAAUGUAUUCAUUUAGUACAUCCAGUUAGAUGAUGUUUAGUGUUACACGUGCUUCAUUUCUGUUUGUAAUAAGAUGUUUUUUUUUCUUUUUUAAACUGAAAGGUUAUUACACAGAGUACUGGUAUAUACUGGUGAGGCGCUCCAUACUGGAGUUCAUUACAUCGGAUGUUUAAUUGAGCUCAUUGUGUGUCUGUGGAUGCUCAUUCUUGACAGAGGCCAUUCUAUGAAGAGGUCAGUUUAUUUAGCAUAAUUGCUAUGCAGCUCUUGAUUCUGCAAUUCUUUUUUUUUUAUUUUUUUAUUUUUUACAUUAGAAGCCACAAAUCACAUUGUAGCAUUGAACUAAAAAAAAGGCAAAAAUGGGGGGAAAGUGCUGUGGGGGGGGGGACCCUGGACUUUUCAGAUGUUCUUACUUAAUUUGUUGCUUUCUUUGUGUUUUGCUUCAAUAACUGGACCUUUCCUUGCUUUUGCUGUGCUGUAUUUCUGUCCAAUCCUGUGCUGCCAAUAAAUCAACCGUUUUCUGUU